AUGCCUUUUAUCCCCAACACUCCCGAGUCUCUGCUUCUCCAAUCCGACUCAAAAAACGGAGCAGAUACAUGCAGAGGCCUCACCUCCAACGGACAGCCAUGCCGGAGGCCAAUUUCCAAAAGCCCGCACUCAUCGCCAGGUCCGAGUCCGCAACGAGGGCAGAGCUCUGAAGCAUUUUGCUGGCAGCAUCGAGAGCAGGCACAGGCACAGGCGUCCACUCACAAUACACCUACGCCCUCGCCACAACGAAAACACAAAACGGUUAAAGAGCGAAACAGCGUGGACACAUUGGUGGACAGGUUAGGGUUGCUUGAAGUCGAGCAGAAUACAGGUCGAAAGCCACGUCAAAGUAGGACCCAUCGACAGCACACCCACGCUGAAAAGCCCACCAAUGAAGUGCCAGAGGCAACAAACCCGAACCCCACAAAUGGGCCGCCACAGAAGGAGAGAAGCUCGCUUUUAGGUCUCUGCUGUUGCAUUGGAGAAGGCGAUGAAGCUGAGGUUUCUGUCAGGCCAGCAAAGAAUGGCCGACGUCCCAGUAACACGGCCCAGAUACCACCUCAGAAACCCUUGAAAGAGAAGGCGGAUAGGCCUCACAUCACUCGCGAUCCAUCUUCCAGGACAGGAGAGUUUGUGUCUCUGAUUCCAGCAGCUACGCCACCUCAAACUGCAGCAUUAUUACUCGCUGAACUAGCAAAACCAAUUUCCGAAUCGGAUACUACCGGCUACAUUUACAUGUUCUGGCUUACCCCCGAGUCUCUUCCUGCCGAUGCUCCUUCGGAGACAGCGUCUCACUUGCUCGAACCUCCGUCGAGACCGGUCAAUAGACAAAGACGAACGUCUGACGUCCUGAAUACUUUUGCGGCCGCCACACCGGAUACCUCGAGUAAGAAGACAAUGCUUCUCAAGAUUGGCAGAGCACAAAAUGUGCAAAAGAGACUCAAUGAAUGGACGCGACAAUGCGGAUAUAAUGUUUCCCUGAUUCGCUACUAUCCUUAUCAUUCAAGUACACCCUCUGCGAAUAACGCUGACCAACCACCAAAAACACCUCACAAGGUACCCAAUGUCAACAAGGUGGAGCGGUUGAUACACAUCGAGAUUGCAAGCAAGAGACUCAAAGGGGAUGGUAAGUGUGCAGCAUGCGGAAGGGAACAUAGGGAGUGGUUUGAAGUUGAUGCUAGCAGGGAAGGAGUCAAGGAAGUUGACGCAGUUAUUCGGAGGUGGGUGGAAUGGAGUGAACGGGAGGUUCAGAGAUGA
Hymenoscyphus albidus is the source of this 1257-nucleotide messenger RNA. The record is from the annotation of a GenBank genome assembly. Lineage: Eukaryota; Fungi; Ascomycota; Leotiomycetes; Helotiales; Helotiaceae.